AUAGAGGUGAUUAUGGGUGGAAUUAAUAAAAAUAGUCUUAACCGGGUGGAGUUCCGUGACAAGAGCUUGUGACCACAGUGAGGGUAUUAAGAUGGUCGAAAUAUAACAUUAACUAGUUCCUAUAAACACCAAAUUAGAAGAAUCCUAUUAAGCAAUUUAUUGUUAAUUAAAAUGAAAAAGAAAAGACAAAAAUGAAAAAAACCAAAAGGUUUAGUAAUUGUCUAAGAAACUGUUGCUACACGAAAUUUGACGCGGAAACUCGCGAAUAUACAUGUAGAGGUACCCAUGGUUUUCUAACGUUUUAACACUCCUUCCAUACGUUUGCAACCGCGAAUAUCACAAGUGUUUUUCCGACGAGGUGAGGCGAUGGAAAAAACCUUGAGCGAUACAUUUUGAAGCGAAAGAGAAAGAGAGAGGGGAAAUGGAAACGGAUAAGGGAGAAAGAAAGGUGGAGGAAUCUAGAGAGAGAAAGAGAUUGAGCGAAACCCCUCCCGACGAUGACUGCUGCCCAAUUUGUUUUGGCUCCUUCACUGUUCCUUGUCGAUCCAACUGCGGUCAUUGGUAUUGUGGCAGUUGCAUUUUGCAAUUCUGGAACUAUUCCUCAACAUCUAAGCCAUGCAAGUGCCCCAUGUGCACUUGCAAGAUUGUUAAUUUGUUGCCAGAGGCAUCAUUACAACAGCAACAGGACCAGGAAGUUAUGGAGGUACUUAAAAGUAUACAGAGGUAUAACCUUCUCUUUGUUGGAGGUGCUCGUGGUCUUGCUCAGAAAGUGCGUGAGUUACCAUUCUUCAUCAAGAGAAUGUUCCAGGCAUUGAUGGAUCCUGACACAAAUGAUUCAUAUCUUGCUGAAAUGCGCCUUUUUGCAAUGGUGCUAAGUAUCCUCUACAGAGCUACACCAUUUGACUUCAUUCCAACAGGGGGCCUGGGAAUUGGAAGAGUGUUUGAUUUUUCUGCUAUUACUCUGGUACUCAUCCUGCGUCUGGUGGGCAUCUAUCGCAGAAGACGGCUUAUGCAGCGGGAAAUGGGUCCAGUGAAGAACGUUCGUGCAAUCUCGCAAGAGGCCUUCGAUGAGUUAGUGAAAGAGAACAUGGAUGAUCUCGGAAUGGACCCCACCGAAGCCUUGGAAGACGCCAUCCAAACCCUCUCCCUCCAAGGCGUCGAUCUCUCCGGGAUCGUGAAGUGUGUUCCAGGGGAAGGUGGCGUCAAGGACCACCCAGCGAUGCAAUGCUUGGAUAAACUGAACCAACUAAACGCCGGCUCAAAAGAUCAAUUCACAGCCCAAGAUUUAGUUCCAAUCUCAGGUUUACUUAAUAACCUAAGCGAAUUAUGUAGUGAUAAAGUAGAAUCGGGAAAUGCAGCAAUCGUAACUAAAAAUGGCGGUGUCGAACUGGUUUGUUCAAUCUGUUCUAAGAUUCCAACUGAAUCGCAACAGACUCUCGUUUCUUGUUUGAAGACCAUGGCAUCGUUGCUAACUGAUGUUCAAAGUACAGAGGCUUUUCGGGUGAGUGGAGGACCGGUGAUUGUGGUUCAUAUUCUUAAUACCGAUGGAAUUCAAGAUUUAGACAUCUUGAAUUCUGGCUUUGCUAUUGUUGCUGCUGCUGCGACUGGUAAUGAAGUUGUUAAAGAAUCGUUUAUGGAGUUAGGAGUUGAUAAGUUGAUUCUACAAGUUUUGAGUGGACAAACUAAAGGCAGUGUUCAAAGUUUAUAUGAUGCUAUACGUGUUCUGUUGACGUCUGAUGAUAAUCGUGUUGUUGCUUCUCAAGUUUAUGGUUAUGCACGAAGAUUUGCGAAAAUUGGAAUUGCAAGAGCUCUUGUGGAGUCACUUCAUGGAGGGCUUAGUUCAACUAGUCUUGUUUCGGCAAGCAUAGCAUUAAAGGCCGUUGCUGUGAAUGAUGAAAUAUGUAAGUCCAUUGCUGAUGCUGGUGGUAUUGAUGCACUUCUAAAGUGUGUUGAUGAUAGUGGUGAACAAGGCAACAAAACCGUAGCUAGAACCUGCUGUUCAUUGCUAUCCAAGCUAGCAGGAAGUGACUCAAAUAAGAGCACUAUAGUUGAGAAAGGAGGUAUGGACAGGCUGAUCAAACUGUCAGCAAGAUUCUCUGAUGACCCAUCUGUGCUGCAAGAGGUCAUGUCCAUUAUUUCUGUACUCUGCUUGAGAUCACCAGACAAUGCAACUCAUGCCAUUGAAGCCGGAGCAGCAGAACUUGCUAUUCAAACCAUGCAGAAGUUUCCUGCUGCUCAGCAGAUGCAGCGAAGUUCCUGUCUUAUGAUUCGAAAUCUUGUUGUGAGGAACCCAGAGAACAGAAUCCUUCUUCUGAAUAAUGGUAUUGACAAGUUUAUCAGGAAGGCAAAGGAAAAUCAUGAAAGCUGCAAGGAUGCUGCUACUGAUGCUCUAAGGGAUUUGGGGCUCGAUAACUAUAACUCAUAGUUAAUGCCUAGAAGUGCUAUAAUGGGUUUAUUGAUUUUGGAACUCAACUUUUCUGGCUCAAUUUUGUUUCUGAUUUUGAUUUUGUGGUGAGGUUGGCCAUGUCAUAUCAUCAGUUCAAGGGAGUUACGGUUUUGUAAGGUUGGCCAUGUAUUGAAUGAGGUUAACUUGCUAUAAUUUUGGAGGCAUCCGUUUGUUACAA
Theobroma cacao (cacao) is the source of this 2624-nucleotide messenger RNA. RefSeq names its product ARM repeat superfamily protein. Gene Ontology annotation, molecular function: protein binding. The record is from RefSeq and is a predicted model, not a curated record. Lineage: Eukaryota; Viridiplantae; Streptophyta; Magnoliopsida; Malvales; Malvaceae.